CGCGAGACGCGCGAGCGAACGGACGGGAAAAGUAUAAUCAUGCCCGCGCGCGAGAUGGCGGUGAAACGCCCGACGUACGCGAAAGAUGGACUGAAGUCGAUCAACGCGCGAGGGUGCAUCAUCGAAUUCGUGGCCACCAUGACGUACGUGGCGCUGUGCGUGCCGGUGCAGAUGAUGUACGGGAACGGGUUCACGACGGCGGUGACGUACGGGGUGGUCGUGACGCUGCUGACGUACGCGUUCCGAAAGGAAACGGUGGCGCAGAUGAACCCGAGCGUGUCGGUGACGUUUAUGGCCACCGGGAAAAUCACGGUGGAGCAAAUGAUCGGGAACAUCGUGUCUCAGAUCGCCGGUGCGCUCAUCGGGGUGUGUUGGACGUGCGUUUGGGUCGCGGGCGGUAACGAUCCCACCGGAUACGUCGGCGCCACCUUGGGGUACUGGGGGCAGGCGAACGCCGGACGCGUCUUCUUCUGCGAAACCGUCGCGAACUGGCUGUUCCUCGUGACCAUCGUGCAAGCCACGCACCCUUCGCUGAAGCAGAGCGCGUUCUUCUCUUCAAUCUUCAUCGGUUUUGCAUAUUAUGUGUGCUUGCUGUUCACUGGCUCCGUCAGCGGUGGCAUGAUUAACGCCGCGAGGAGUUUCGCCUCCGCGUGCGCGGGUUCCAUUCGCAUCAAGGGUCGCGCCGCACCCGGCGCAGUCGUCUCCACGAAGAUUCUCUGGGACCGUCACUGGAUUGCCUGGGUCGCUCCUAUGGCUGGCGGCGCCGCCGCGAUCGUCGUUGACUUUUUCAUGACCGGGUUCCCGGAGAAGAAGAACACCGAAGCGCCCCACUGGCUCGACGCGACAGUUUAAGGAUCGCCCCGGGCGCAGCGCUGCCGCGUUUUAUAUAUAUCGCGUUUCAUAUAUCGCGUUUUCAUGUUUAAUAAUUAUACGUAAUACUAUCGCGUCGA
Ostreococcus lucimarinus CCE9901 is the source of this 950-nucleotide messenger RNA. RefSeq names its product MIP family transporter: water channel. Gene Ontology annotation, molecular function: water channel activity. Gene Ontology annotation, biological process: transmembrane transport. Bases 40 to 852 code for a protein of 270 amino acids. The transcript has a single exon. The record is from RefSeq and is a predicted model, not a curated record. Gene Ontology annotation, cellular component: plasma membrane. NCBI's taxonomy places the organism in Eukaryota, Viridiplantae, Chlorophyta, Mamiellophyceae, Mamiellales, Bathycoccaceae.